Paramecium tetraurelia is the source of this 393-nucleotide messenger RNA. RefSeq lists its product as uncharacterized. NCBI's taxonomy places the organism in Eukaryota, Ciliophora, Oligohymenophorea, Peniculida, Parameciidae. The transcript has a single exon. The record is from RefSeq and is a predicted model, not a curated record.
AUGGAGUUCCCAGUAUUGAGUGGAAUAUGCGGUUCGCUUGCAAGUUAUGCUGGUAGGACAAUUAUUAUGUAUAUAGGUAAAAUUGCUUUUUAAGAUGAAUCAUAAUUAAUGUACAGAGGAGUUGGGUUGAUUUGUAUGCUGUUAUUCAAUAAGUGGAUGUUUUAAUUCAGUUUUAAGUCAAUGUAAAUUAAUGGAUCUUCAGUGACUGUGUUGUUGUAAUUUAUAGUAGGCAAUCUCAUAAAUGUAAGAAUGGUGUAUUUGAGUUAGGGACUUAAUGGGUAUUUUCUAUUGAGUGAGUCAUUGUCGUUGCAAUGGUUAAUUGGAAUAAUAUUAAUGUGUUUUGGAGUUUUUAUGAUAUCAAAUGAUAAUCAUGAACGCUAAAAAUAGUAAUGA